Molecule: messenger RNA, 1893 nt
Organism: Enhydra lutris kenyoni (northern sea otter)
Lineage: Eukaryota; Metazoa; Chordata; Mammalia; Carnivora; Mustelidae
Exons: 10
Coding region: 218-1471 (417 amino acids)
Source: RefSeq, a predicted model, not a curated record
ACUGGAAAUAGAACAGUUUUACUCAGCGGUAUCCAUCUUGAUUCCCUUCUCCCGUUUUAAGAUACCUGAGGCACUUUAAGCAGAGAAGGGUGUCAGCAAUAUUUGCCAAUUUUUAGUGGGGGAUAUGUGAUCUGCUCCUUCAAAAGACAUCUGUGUUUUGGGUUUCAGGGCAAGGUGCUAUUUUCAGAAUCCAGGUAGAAUCUAACACAGUAAAACAAUGCCAAGGGACAAGGAAGGAAAACAAAAAACUAAAGGAACACCCCUGCCCAUCGUUCCAAUUCUUCGGAAGUUCCUGAAAACGUAUGAAAAGCACUGUGCCCAGACGCAGACAUCUGUGUGUCCAGCCAUCAGACAGGACUUGAAAACCAGCAUCAACAACGAACAGGUUCUUAGGAAAUUUAUGCUUGUAAGACCUGAAGACUCCCCAACAAGCGUCCUACCCAUUUCCUUAGAACCUUUGCUCAUGACAAUUCGAGAUGAGUGUUAUAUGCUGGGGAAAGAGAUCUGUAUCUGGAGCCUUCAACUGAGCAACCCAGAGAUUGCCAGACUGGCUUCACUUCUGGAGUUGAAGGGGAGUGCCACCAGCCCCUUUACCAGCCUGGAGCUCACUGACUGCAGGAUGGAUCUGUGGUCUCUCCAGAGACUCGGGAGGGCUCUGCCAUGCAGCCAUCUGCGUUCUCUCAUCCUCGAUUACAGCAGAUUUGGAAAGGAAGAAGUUGAGAGUCUUUUCUCAGGCCUGGAGAACAACCAGAGGCUUCAAGCCCUCAGUCUGCGCUACUGUGGCCUGGGGCCACAGAGUGGACCCCGGCUGGGUACCGUCAUAUGCCAGACCGCCAUCAGUGAGCUGCACCUCGACGGCAAUUUCUUACAAUGUUCCGGAGCUCUGGCUCUCCUCAGACCCAUCGCAGAGUAUGCAGAGAUGCAGGGGAGAGAACAGCCGGCCACGGCCCCACCAGACCCUGGGAGUCCCCCUCAUCAGCUGCAGGCCAAACAGAGGGGCAGUUCGGCUUUGAACCAGAUUACAGAGGCACCUGGAACUCUAACACAGAAAACUACUUCAGGGAAGGAGAGGAGGAAAAAAGGAAUCAAGAAAAAAAUUAAAGAUUUGACUGAAGCUGGUCCUUGGUUAGUGAAGUUGUAUCUGGCAGAUAAUGGCCUAGACAGAAGAGGAAAAGAAGGAGAAAAUGGCUUGUUGGAAUUCACUCAAAUUUUAACAUGCCUGAUCAUAUACUCUGCUCACUUACGGGAAAUUGACCUCAGAAACAAUGUCCUGGGAGAGAUGGCUGCUGCUGACAUACUUGAAGCACUGAGAGCCAGAAAGACAGGUAAACUCCCAGUCUUAAAAAUUACGGUCACUCCUCAAAUGUCUUCUGAUACCUUCAGAUCUAUUUGGAAAAAUAGCAGGAAAUCUAGGAUUACCAGUAAAAAGAAGAAGAAGGUAACAGUAUCCCAAACCAUCAGUCCAUCCUAAUGGAUGAUUAUAUCAAAGGACAAGUAGUAUGAAAAAACAUAGUUCCCUCAAAGGUUGGUGCAAACCUUGUCUCUUCUCUUCAACUUUCCCACCCUCCCCUCCCCCCACAAUCCUGGUACCUGUUAGCUUAUUGUGGAUUUGAAAUGGUGAAUUUACCUGAACUAUUUAUGAAACAUGUGGGAUCUAUUAGGUGGUAGUGCUUUAUAUAUGUUCACUCUCUAUUGUAUGAAGUUGAACUUCCUUUUUUCUUUUUAUAAUUUAUGAAUUUUGUGUUCAUUAUUUCACAGGGUAAAAACUGAAUAUGGAUGUUCUAUAUCUUUAUGGAUGCUCUCUGUUUCCAUGGCCAAGUGGACAUGUGUAGAAAGAUCUUGUUUGUUCUAUAAUAAGAGUUUUCACUGGAGGAGCACCUGGGUGGCUCAGUG